Molecule: messenger RNA, 1653 nt
Organism: Anthostomella pinea
Lineage: Eukaryota; Fungi; Ascomycota; Sordariomycetes; Xylariales; Xylariaceae
Source: the annotation of a GenBank genome assembly
AUGCCCCGCACCGGCACCCUUCUCACACGACUCCUACCUGGUCAACACUGUCGCCCAGCAAUAACCUGUCUGACCAAGCCCGCUUUCUAUAAGACGUUGACAGCAUCUGUUCUCCCCUCUACUAGUCCCUCCUCUACCUCGAAUCUCCGUGUCGGUCCAUUCCCAUACGCAGCCCGCAGAACCUACCUCACACCCGCCAUCCAAACCCACCAAGCCCGCAAGAUGGCUCCCCAGCUCGACGGCUUCUUCGCCGAGGUCGACAAGCAGUCGACAUACUUCAUCGACCGUCUCGCCAAGGCCGUUGCCAUCCCCUCCGUAUCUGCCGAGCCUGCGCGCCGUCCCGAUGUCGUGCGCAUGGGCGAGUUCCUGGCCUCCGAGCUGAAGAACCUCGGCGCCAGCGUAGAGAUGCGCCCCUUGGGCAAACAGCCUGACCACCCCGAACUCGAUCUGCCGCCCGUCGUGCUCGCGCGCUACGGUAGCGACAAGAAUAAGCGAACCAUCCUCGUCUACGGCCACUACGACGUGCAACCUGCCGAGAAGAGCGAUGGCUGGGCCACCGAGCCCUUUACCUUGACGGUGGGCGACGACGGCCGCAUGUUUGGACGGGGCAGCACUGAUGACAAGGGCCCUGUCCUAGGCUGGCUAAAUGCCAUCGAGGCCCACCAGAAGGCUGGUGUGGACUUCCCUGUCAACCUUCUGAUGUGUUUCGAGGGCAUGGAGGAGUACGGAUCCGAAGGCUUGGACGAGCUAAUCGAAAAGGAGGGCAAAGGCUACUUUGCCGAUGCCGAGGCUGUCUGCAUCAGUGACAACUACUGGCUCGGUACCGAGAAGCCUUGCCUGACCUACGGUCUCAGGGGGGUCAACUACUACAGCGUCGAGGUCUCCGGGCCAGGAGCCGAUCUGCACAGCGGAGUGUUCGGUGGCACCGCCCAGGAACCCAUGACGGACCUGGUGCGCAUUCUCGGCAGCUUGGUAGACACAGAUGGCAAAAUCCAGAUCCCGGGUAUUGCCGAGCAGGUAGCGCCGGUGACCAAGGAGGAAGAGGCCCUAUACGACGGCAUUUCGUUCACGAUGGAGAACCUGCACGAGUCGCUCGGCUCCAAGACCACUAUCUUUGAGGACAAGAAGCCCACGCUCAUGGCGCGGUGGCGAUACCCGUCGCUCUCCAUCCACGGCGUUGAGGGUGCUUUCUCGGCACCGGGCGCGAAGACCGUCAUCCCGGCCAAGGUCAUUGGCAAGUUCUCGAUCCGUACUGUACCCGACAUGGAGAUCGAGAAGACCAACGAGUGUGUAUACAAGUACGUCAACGAUGUGUUUGCGAAGCUUGGCAGCAAGAACUCCAUGAAGGUCUAUGCGCAGCACACCGGCAAGUGGUGGGUUGCGAGCCCGAACCACUGGAACUUCCGCGCUGCUGGAAAGGCAGUUGAACGCGUUUGGGGCACUAAGCCCGACUUCACGCGCGAAGGUGGAAGCAUUCCUGUCACUCUCACGUUCGAGCAAGCAACUGGCAAGAACGUCCUCUUGUUGCCAAUGGGCAGCUCAACAGAUGGCGCACACAGCAUAAACGAAAAGCUUGACAAGCGAAACUACAUCGAGGGCAUUAAACUUCUGGGCGCAUACCUGCACUACAUCGCUGAGGAAGUCCAGGAAUAA